UUACUUGAUCUUCUCAAAGGCUCAAAAGCAGGCCUCCGUUCGUUGCCUCUGAAGAUUGCCCUCUGUCGGAUCUCCACUCAGCAGUCAAUCAGUCCAAUUCUAUUGUCUUGAUUUGCGAUGAUGGCUGCUUAGGCUUUAUACUUGAUUCUCUUAUAAAACCCGUUUCCUUAAGUUUUAUUUUGCAUUCGAUUAGUUGGAUUAUCUGAUUCUUUGCUUAGAUGUCUAUUUUAUAUGGUUGAUUGUUUCUUUAUAAUGAGAUUUGAUACUUUGUAGAUACUGUUUUGAUUGGAUGAUUUUGGAAACUAGGGUUUGAUUGAUUCUGCAUCUGGAUUGGUACUAAACAAAUUGUAAAGUGAAGUAAAGAGGUUGUAUAAUCUAUGUGUGCAAUUGAAAGUAGAUGGUUAUUCCAUAUCAUUGUUCAUUUUGAAACUCUGAUUGAGAGUAUCAGAAAUCAAGAAUCUUUAUAAGUUGAAGAGGGAAAAAAAUGGUUUUGCUACUUAGAAUGUUACAAUUGUUGAACCAUUGAAUACUUUUUGAGAAUUUAUUUAGAAAACAUGAUGAUUGCAGUUCUUAUUACAUGAUCUCAUACUAUGGUAGCCCUUUCUUUGUACCCUUUAGACUCAGAUCGAUCUUUCAUGUCUUUUCUAUUUAAAACCCGAUGAUUUUGAACUUGUAUUGGCCAUUGGGUGCUUGUAGUUACCAAUUAGUAUGAUACCAUUCUUGGUGAUUAUUGAUUAAGUAGUAUUUUCAUGAUCACAGAUGGAGAGUUGGAGCAGUUGAGUUUGGGCAAGAGAUGUCAACUAGUUCCUAAAGGGAAAGGGAAAGGGAAGAUCUUCUUCCAAUUUUCUAUGACUUAUAUAUAGAUGUCGCAACUAUGCCAUCAGAGGAGAAUGGAUCACUACAGCAACCAUCAGACGUCGCCAUCGCUGCACAAGUCACGACAGAUUCGAUUACUUCUGCGUCCAAUUCCGAUUCCAAUUCCAAUUCCGAGAAUGACGUGCCAACAGGAAACACUUCACUGGAAGCUCCAGUCCAAGCUCCAGCUCCGGUAGCCAAGUGGCCUGGAUGGCCUGGGCACUGUGUAUUUCGACUUAUUGUGCCGGUACUCAAGGCUGGGAUGAUUAUUGGCCGCAAGGGGGAACUCAUCAAGAAAAUGUGUGAGGAGACACGUGCUCGUGUUAGAGUUCUCGACGGUCCUAACAGUUGUCCUGACCGCAUUGUACUGAUACAUGCUCUUGAGGAACCAGAUGCACUCUUAUCCCCAGCAAUGGAUGCUGCUCUGAGAGUGUUUAAACGUGUUAAUGGAUUUCUUGAGGUUGGGGUUGAUAAUAAUGUAUCUGGUACUGCUGGAAGUGCAUUUACUUCUAUCCGGCUGUUGGUGCCAUCUACCCAGGCCAUAAAUUUAAUAGGGAAGCAAGGUGCUGUAAUCAAGGCUAUUCAAGAAAAAAGUGGUGCCUCUGUUCGUGUACUUUCAAAUGAUGAGGUGUUGAAUUAUGUCACCUCAGAGGAGCGAAUUGUUGAGUUGCAAGGAGAACAAGUGAAGGUCCUUAAGGCCCUAGAAGCUGUGAUUGGUCACCUCAGGAAGUUCUUAGUGGACCCUAGUGUCAUUCCUCUCUUUCAAAUAAGUCAUACUAACACUGCACCCCAAGAACAGCCAUCUGAGAACUGGCAGGACAAAAUUUCAUUGCAACCUGCUCCACAAACUAGGCUUGGCAUUGAGUAUUCUUCCCUUCCAAUAAAGAGGGAUUCUUUAUAUCUUGACCGUGAUCCUUUUGAAUCACACACUUUACCUACAUCUGUAGCUUCACGUUAUAGCAUGGAUCUUGGACUUUCAGGGUUACGCUCUACAGGACCCGGUCGUGCUGGUGGCCCCAUCAUAAGCCAGGUAACACAGACAAUGCAAAUACCUCUAGCUUAUGCGGAGGAUAUUAUUGGCAUACAAGGAGCAAAUAUCGCAUAUAUUCGGCGUAGCAGUGGUGCCAUUCUUACUGUGCAAGAAAGCAGAGGUUUGCCAGACGAGAUCACAGUGGAGGUGAAGGGGUCGACGACACAAGUUCAGGCUGCCCAGCAACUUAUUCAGGAAUUUAUAGGGGGGCAUAAAGAGCCAAAGAGUAGCGGGUAUAGCAAUAUGGAUAGUACAGGGUAUAGGUCAUCUUACACACAGCUGAGUACAGCGUAUCCACCGCCAUCCUCGACUUCAAUGCCACCGCCAUUAUCACAACAACAACAACAACAACAUCAACAAUCCUAUGGUGGUGGGUAUGUACCUUCUUCAUCUUCUUCUUCAAGUCUUGGGGGGCUAGGGCUAGGGUCUUCAAAUAUAGGUGGGCUAGGGCUAGGAUCUUCAAGUCUUGGUGGGUAUAGCAGUUACAGGCUGUGAUGUUGAAGUGUGUGUUUAAUUGUUGUAGUAAGAGUAGUAGUACGGUAGGUCAUUCGGAGAUAAUCUGUUAUAACCUUCUUCUUCUUCUUUUAUGUACUUCAAAUAUUACAAUAUUGGUUGUUGAUGUAUUAGUAAAAGUUCAUUCUGAU
Messenger RNA from Impatiens glandulifera, 2529 nucleotides. Its product is annotated as RNA-binding KH domain-containing protein PEPPER. Lineage: Eukaryota; Viridiplantae; Streptophyta; Magnoliopsida; Ericales; Balsaminaceae. Bases 875 to 2380 code for a protein of 501 amino acids. Gene Ontology annotation, biological process: regulation of gene expression. Gene Ontology annotation, molecular function: mRNA binding. The transcript is spliced from 7 exons. Gene Ontology annotation, cellular component: cytoplasm; nucleus. The record is from RefSeq and is a predicted model, not a curated record.